Messenger RNA from Hippoglossus stenolepis (Pacific halibut), 3618 nucleotides. It is a transcript of the gene lsr, whose product is annotated as lipolysis stimulated lipoprotein receptor. The record is from RefSeq and is a predicted model, not a curated record. The coding region runs from base 1054 to 2925 and encodes 623 amino acids. The transcript has 11 exons. NCBI's taxonomy places the organism in Eukaryota, Metazoa, Chordata, Actinopteri, Pleuronectiformes, Pleuronectidae. Gene Ontology annotation, biological process: tricellular tight junction assembly; establishment of blood-brain barrier. Gene Ontology annotation, cellular component: tricellular tight junction; plasma membrane.
UUUCCCCUUUUCCUCCUCUGCUUUCCCUUUUAUUUAUUUUUUUAAGUUCCUUCCUCCCCAGUUAUAUGCUUAUUCUUUACUUUACUUUUCACAUAAAUGUUGUGGCAUUAACUCACCGGCAAUAGAAUAGAUUUGAGGAUUGUUGAGUAGAGUUUAUUGAACUUUUCAAACUGUUUUUUUGUUGUUCAUUGUUGUUCCAUUGAUAUCUGUUGUGCUAAAAGAUCCAACCAUCGUGAUGUACUGAUUCUCUCUCCCCCCCACCCUGCUUUUUCCAGUUUGAGAAGUAAGGUUUUCUUUGCUAUAGUUAGGGCUCCUAGGGGUGUUAUGAUCUGUGUUGAAUUUGUGCUGAGUGUGUCCAGAUUACCCAGUAUACACACAGAAGGGGAUAACGGAAUGUUGCAGAUGAUGGAACGUGGCAGCCAAGGAACACAAACAGUGUAGUGGUUACUUGUUCGCAUGGAGGCAUAGGAUCGAUCUUUUGUCCCCCACGAGGUCCACUGGUCCUGACAAGGCAGGUGUUUCUACUGGGAACGGUCCUGAGAAGUCAACAGAAACGAGUAUACACACACACACACACACACAUGCACGCGGAUUGAACAUUAACAAACAGUACUUCGAUCGCGAUAUCGCUGUCUGGAUCGUACCAACUUAUGGGGUACACGCUGCUGUUCCUCCGUCAAACCACUCCGCCACACGAAACUAUAUCGACGACGGGUUUUUUGUUUCUGUAUCACAGGACUCGUCUCUUUCUUACCACCAGGUUCGUACGGUAAAAUAAACCCGUCAUGGACCGAAACAAGUCGCCCACAUCUGGAUCUCUCCACCCGCCUGUGGUCGCUCACCUGUGGGCUGCUCCGCGGAGGGGGACGCGCUCAGGUAGGCCCCGCCCUCCGCCCCGCAGCGCUCACGGACACAAAAUGGAUGCGACGCUACCUGGCUGAGGUGAAAGUGCGUCUGUGAUGAAAUAUUCUGCUCCAGCUGAAGACCUCGCUCGUGUAUCUGAUGCAUUAACGGUAGUCGCGUCGACGGAGACCAAGAGAAACGAGGAUUAAAAUGUUUUGGACGUUGAUAGUCGCCGCUUUAAUGGCAACAGAGUCCACCAUGGCCAUCUCUGUCCAGUGCCCCACCAAGAGGUACAUCGCUAUCCUCUUCCAGCCUGUCACCCUCACCUGUAACUUCCAGACGACCGCCACUCAGCCGCCUGUAAUCACAUGGAAGUACAAAUCGUAUUGCCGGGACCCCAUCCAGGCCGCGAUGAACCCCAGCAGCGCAGAGAACAUCCUGUCUCAGAACAACCCCAACUACGACGCCAACAUCGAGUGUGCCGACAGCCAGAGGACGGUGCGCAUAGUGGCCUCCAAACAAGGCAAUGCGGUUACUCUCGGUACAGAGUAUCAGGGCCGCAAGAUCAGCAUCAUAAACAAUGCAGACCUGAACAUCGCACAGACGGCAUGGGGCGACAGCGGCGUCUACGUUUGUUCUGUGAUCUCUUCCCAGGACCUUUCAGGAAAUGGUGAAGACUACACAGAGCUAAUUGUUCUUGAGAGAAAGUCAAAUAAUUCUGACCUUCUGCCUGGGAUUGAGUUGCUGGUAAUGGAAGACUGGCUCUUGGUUGUACUGGUGGUUUUGGGGUUCCUGUUGCUGCUGCUCAUGAUUGGGAUCUGCUGGUGUCAGUGCUGUCCACAUACCUGCUGCUGCUACGUCAGCUGCCCCUGCUGCCCCGACCGCUGCUGCUGCCCACGGGCAUUGUAUGAGGCAGGUAAAGCAGUGAAGAAAGGCAUCUCCAAUCACUAUGCUCCCACCCUCUACGCUCCCAGUAUGUAUGCUCAGCCAGCGUACGGUGGUCCUAUGCAGCCUUCGAUGCCCAUGCUUCCUCUUCCCAAUGGAGCUGGACCCCCGCCUCUACACAACGGUUACGGGCGGGAUUACGAUGGUGCCAGCUCAGUUGGACACGGCUCCCAGGUGCCUUUGCUGCAUGACCAAGAUGGUGGAGGGGACCACACUCGCAGUGGGUAUCGUAUCCAGGUGGACCCUGAUGGGAACGCCACACGUGCCAUUUACUACAUGGAGCGGGAGCUGGCAAAAUUGGACCCAUCCAGAUCAAACUUCAACCGCAUGGACAAUAUGAGUGAAGUCACUUCCCUGCAUGAUAGCGUGGAGGCUAGAGGCCGCGGGGGUCGAUCCCAGCCGCCACCUUUGGCCACGGUCUACGACCGUGAUGAAGCCAUGAGCACCAUCAGCAGUGUUUCGCAGCAAGGCCGUCGCCGUGACGACUACCCACGGCACGGUGGAGGAUACAUGGGGGAUCAUACACGUGCCCGCUCCAUGGACAACCUCGACGACAUCGGACGCCACUACAACCGAGACAACAACUCCCCCCACCGUGAUCCCAGAGGAAGGAGAGGUUCGGAUGAUGAGUGGAGCACCAGUGCCCGCGGCGGCGGCGGCGGCGGUGGCCACGGCCGCGACUUUGAUGACCGCAGGCGUCGUGACUACUCCCCUGAAGAUCGGCGAAGAGGACCGGGAGGAGCUCCCAGUGACCUAUCUGGGAAACGCAGCCGCAGCCGCGAUGAUCUGAUGGACAUGGAGAGGGAUCGGCAUUACGCUGGUCGUGCCAGGGGCGGUCGGGAGGAUUACGAUGACGGCUUAUUGCGAGAGGCUAUGGAGAGGAAGAAGAUGGGCGAGCAGCAGCGGGCACGCAGCCGGGAACGCCUGGACAGCGAGAGUGACCGCUCGGACCGGGGGAGGGCACCUCGCGGGCCCCCACCUCUUCCUGUGAGCCCGCCCUCUGGGUACCCUGGUCGCCGUGAUGACUACCCUCCUCCUCCACCUCCACCUUACAGCGAAGAUGAAAGUGUGUCCUCUUCAAAGAAAAGCAACCUCCGUAAAAAUGGAGCUGUGAGUCGGGAGAGCCUGGUCGUGUAAACCAUGAUGUGGACAUCGUGUCCGAUAAUGCAGCUUUAAUCCGCCUUAAGAAAAGGACCAGUUGAUUUUUUUUUUUUUUAAACUGUAAAUAUUAGUCACAUCGCUAAUUUGCUAUGCUGAUUUUUAUAAUGCUUAACAAACUUAUCACAAAUUGAAUGUGUAUGUAUACUUUUCCAGAAGGGAAGAGGUGAACAAACUAAAUACUUUGUGCCUUUUCAUGUAUAAACGAUUAUGGCUGCCACAAGUGCCUUAGCGUGUACAGAAUUUAACAUGUCGAUUUGAGUUGAUUUAUAAAUCCGUGUAAAGGUGUUAAUGUUAACACAUAAAGCUGAUUUGUUUCAACUUUGGCCGUGAUACAGGAAGAGAUGUAGAAUUUUAGGGGUUAAUGGGGUUUUGUCUUAUUAAUUUUAAUUUUUUGAUUGUGAAAAAACAGUUUUUAUAAGAAAACCUGUGGUUUUUUAGUUUGUUCAUUCAGUCUUUUUAGAAAACUGGGGGAACAAAAUAGUUGUAUUUACCUUUUUACUCUGAAUUUCAGUUUUAAGCUCCAGUUUAUUGUACAGCCCAGCAGUAGUAUUCUUGUAAUAUGCAAAUGUGAAUUGUAAUGUGAUGAAAUCUGAUUUUACAAUAAAUGCCUCCUUUGCCAGGUCAUUUACUGUAUGUGACUUGCAGAGUUUUACCACUAGAGGACACCAU